This is a messenger RNA of Cryphonectria parasitica EP155, 1257 nucleotides long. RefSeq lists its product as uncharacterized. NCBI's taxonomy places the organism in Eukaryota, Fungi, Ascomycota, Sordariomycetes, Diaporthales, Cryphonectriaceae. The record is from RefSeq and is a predicted model, not a curated record. The transcript is spliced from 4 exons. Bases 1 to 1257 code for a protein of 418 amino acids.
AUGCGGCUCAGUAGGGGGGUAGUACAGGCGGUCAAGGGGGGUCUCAUCUUCUGUAGCUUAGCACACGCACCACUGGUUCCCCAGCGAAACAUCUCGAGGGUUAGGGUCGCUAUAGAUCUGCUCGCGAGGCAGAAUCUGCGCCUGGUCUCAUGCCGCAGCUUACAGUCGCUAUGGGCAGGCUACGGCCACAUCUGCCACAUUCUUGCCGCCCCCAUGGCCGACGGCGCCGUUAGCUCACAUGUCUCGCUGAUCCUGAAGUACAUCACGCCGCCCCAUGUCAACCGCGGAUCCAAGCCGGACGAGGGCCACACUCGCAAGCUGCUGUCCUACCAGAUAGAGCUCUCUUUCUACACCCACCUCGCGCCGGAUCUGCCUCCAGAUAUCGCGGUGGCGGCGUGUCGAGCGAGCCUCAGCUCGGGCCGAAAUGCCGACCUCAAGACUGCCAUGCUCCUCACGGACCUCCGCCCUGCGUUCCCCGUGGCGGGCGGGAAGCGCGCCGCUCUGGCCGAGGCACAGGUGUAUGGAGCCUUGCGGUGGCUGGCCGGGUUCCACGGUCACUGGUGGCCCCGCGUCGGUACCCUCGAUCGCGGCGGAUUAGUGAGGCCGCCGCUGGAGCACUUCGCGCGACAUGGCGGGGGCCAGUCGGCCAGGGUGUGGCUUAACGGCGGAUACACGUACCUGCAGACCAGGCGGGGCGAAUAUGCCGACCUGUGCGAGGACGGGGGCACUGAGUGGUCCGAGGCCCUGUGCCGGCCGGUAGGCGGGCGGGAGGAGUCGCUCGCGGAGCUCGUGGCACGGGUGCUGGCACCUUGCGCCGAGGAUGGCGUGUCGCCUUACGAGACGCUGAUCCACGGAGACGUCAAGUCAGAGAACCUUUUCACCAGCGAGGAGGGCGACAAGGUGGCCUUCUUCGACUUCCAGUACGUCGGCCUGGGGCUCGGCGUCUGCGACCUCGCCAAGCUGUUCACUUGUUCUGUACCGCGGUCGAUGCUCGGCCUGAGCAGAGCGCAGCAGCAGCCCAUGGACGGGCGCGAGGAAAAGCUGCUGCGCUUCUACCUGGAGAGGCUGCGGCAGGUCUCGGGAAAGGAGUACGAGUGGGAUGCACUUGUGCGGCACUGGGAGGCGGCCCUCGUGGAUUGGCUGAGGUUCCAGGCUAGCUGGGGGUUCUGGGGGAAUACAGAGUGGCUAGAGGGUAGGGUUCGAUCUAUAAUAGAUGAUAGAGACUGGUUAGAAUGGUUGCUUUCUCAGACAAAAUAG